Molecule: messenger RNA, 348 nt
Organism: Theileria parva strain Muguga
Lineage: Eukaryota; Apicomplexa; Aconoidasida; Piroplasmida; Theileriidae
Exons: 3
Coding region: 1-348 (115 amino acids)
Source: RefSeq, a predicted model, not a curated record
AUGAAUAUUGACAAAGAAUUGAAAGUUGCAAGAAUUAAUAUUAAAAUAGAGUUUACAAAAAUAAAUACAAAAAACAAGUGUGUGUUUAAGGAAAUUGAAGGGCUUUUCGAAGUUAUAAGCUCUAAAAAGAGAAAAAUCGAACAACUAAAGGAAUCAGUAGUUGUAAUUUCAGAAGAGCUUGUCAUUCACUCACAACAAUUAUCUACUACAAACAAGGAAAUAAGUGAUAAAGAGGAAGACUUUAACCUAAAAUGUUUAGCUCUUGAAGACCUGCAUAGUCUUAGGAAUGAUUUAGAAAAUCAAAUUAAUGAGGUCCAGCUAGAAUGUGAAAACUUAGAAAAGUAUUAA